Molecule: messenger RNA, 6855 nt
Organism: Cylicocyclus nassatus
Lineage: Eukaryota; Metazoa; Nematoda; Chromadorea; Rhabditida; Strongylidae
Source: the annotation of a GenBank genome assembly
AUUACCACAGUACUCCAGCUCUCUGUGCGAGCUCUUUCUAGAAUUACUGUUGAAUGUAUCGACUGAUUGAUAUCUUGCCAGAUUUCCUUCCUUGUUCGCCCGCAUAUUGAUGAUUUAUCUAUCAACAAAGCUGAUCUAUAUUCCGCACAAUGCGAAUAAAACUAGAAGGAAGUUGACAGACAAGCGAAAAGCGAAUGUACGGAUUGAACAAAGGUGCUACUGAAAACAGGAGGCGUCUCACACCAUAAUCGCCUCGAGAAUCAAUAUUGAUAAAUAACCGCGCUCUCGUCAUUGAUCCUGCAACAUCUGUCAGCGAGUGUCUCACUUCAUAAGAACACCUUUGGCAAACGCACAGCUAUAAAAUGAGCGAUAGCGAAGACGAAAUCUCCGUUUCUGGAUCAGAAGUCGAAGAGGAUGAGCUUGACGUUGAAAUGGCAGAUGAUGAUGCGCCAGCUAGUGAUUGUACAAUGACUAUCAUCGAUAGCGGAGAGCCAAUUUGCAUGGAAUUUAACUGCAUUGAUAGAACAGGCCUCUUCAGCUUUCGUGAACUACUACUAGAAAGUGGCUCUUAUAGCAAGAAGGUCUCCAAAGUAUUGAAUGAAGACGAAGAUUCGGACGAAGAAGACGGUGAUGACAACGAUAUUGAUGCAUUCUCUAAUUCUUCAUCGGUUAAAUGGUAUCAGAAGGAAAUUUGGCAGCUUAGUAAACUCCCUUACUAUGAGGAUCUUGAAAAACAAGCGAAUAAGACUUUGGCUGAUGUCAAGACCGGCCUUGCUCAUUCAAUAAUCCUCAAUGACCCUGUUACUGGUCUCAUGCAUUGGGUCCCAGAACUGGAAAGGUACAUUGACUAUUAUGGACGCCGCAUAAGCAAAGAAGAUCACAUAUUGUUUGUUCGUUUGUUGAAUUGUCUCGUCAAAAAAGGCAACACAUUCCGAGACGUCAAAAUUGCUUUGCAUUGUCUGAAUAAGUUGAUUGGCAAACGCGAUUUUCUUCUUCGCGGUGAUCUGGAAAUCGAUUGGCGACCGCUGUUUGAGCUUUAUGUAGAGGUGUCAUAUAAAAACCUAGAGGAAGAUGGAAUAUUUCUCAUGCCUGAUGGGUUCAGAGCUGAAUUGCAAGCUUACAUAUCACAUGCUCGUAGAUAUUUUUCUGAUGAUGCUCCUCAACAAUUACUGGAUGAGUUACGACCCUUGAUGUGCGUCUGGGAUGAGUCAAUCGUGAGAGCAUGGAGACUUCUUGAAUUAUUUAUGCCUAUGAACCUUCCUCCUGAAAAACAGCUGACUCAUGGAAGUGCGCUAUGGCUUGAUGAAGCAUGGCAUUGGUUUGUGACAGUAGAAAAUAAUAACCUGGUUGAGGGUUCCAUACUCAAGAUGUUUGUCCGGCUUUCCGUUGAAUGUCCCGGCUCGGUCAACUGGCGCGAUAAGCUCGAUGUCAUCUUCACCAGGCUUAUCCGCUCUUUCCGACUUGGUAAUGUGGUGGGUCUCUGCCAACAUUUCAAUCUGGAAGGUGCUUCUGGGUUCAUUACUUACGUUAUGGGCACAGAAUGUCACGAUGAGCUUAUGGAGAAAUUGAAGUCAGUAUUUUUGCUUGUUGAAUCCUACUUGCAUCCAUCAAAUCACGGCAUGCACACACAGAAUUUGCUGAUGUUCAUGAAUAAACUUUCGCUAUGUUUGCUUUCUCGUGUGAAGCGAGAGCGAAUGGAGAAAACGUCUAACAAACAGCGUACUUUCAUCAAGAUCCCAUGUUCUAUGAGACUGUCGCAAGCUCAGCUGGACCAGUUUGUAACCCUCAUGUUGCCAUGCUUGAAGCUGGCGAUGUUCUCUAAAGCCAGAAAUGAGUUUGUCGCACCAAUCGUGAAAUGUUGCUGUAGCAUUAGUCCAAAGAUCGUACUGCCAGCAGUGAUGGAUAUAGUUUACCCAGCAUUAGAGACUCUAACCGAACCUCAUCGUUUAUUGCAAGCUCUGCAAGUUUUGGUUGCUGUAGCACCUGUGCUCGCAAAGGAUCAACCUGGCAAAGAUGGGAAGACAUUCCGAAUCCAUGCUGUCAAUUUGAUGAAUUCACUUCUACCAGGCCUCGAUCAAAAUGACAUGGGAAAAUGUUUGACAACCUUCCAGAUUGUGGGAGUUUUGGUUAACUUGAUCCCGUUGGUUGACUGCUCUGAAGCCAUUUUCCUGCGCUCAGAUUUAUCCGAAGAUGAGAAGGAGCUGUGCUCAGCAACAGCUAACUUCGACAGUAUCAUCGCCAUGUUUAUGGACAAGUUGCUCUCAAUAAUGACCGAGUAUGGCGAAGCCGCAGUGUUUACUGGUUCACACACUAACAUCAAUGCAAAGACAAGGGCGAAUAUGGAUGACCACAUUCUGCAUAGAGGCACGAUAUCAGUAUUUAAGGGGAUCUGCAGGAAUUCUAGUACCGAGUUGUACAAGGUGGCUGUUGAUCGCUUAUACAGUUUCCUCAACGAACAUGUUUUUGAUAGCAAAACAGUCUCGACAGCCAUAGCAGAUAUGGUCUUCGUCGCAGUGAAGAUGCAUCCGUCGCUGUCAUUCGUGCGUUUCUUCUCACUGAUCAAGAAAAAGUUGAAACAAACCAUAACGACUGAAACAUAUUCUGAAGAGAAAGUCGACUUCCAAGUGAUAUGGUGGCUCUCUAUGGCUGAUCGGGUUCUAAAGGCUCCAUCCCAGUAUCUUCUCGAAAACUGGGAUGAAGUCCGAGGAUUGCUGGAGAUAGUGCUCCCUUUGAAGAAAUGUACAUUGGCUACGGAGAAAGCUACUGCUAUUCUGGAGAGCGUACUCGAGGGACUUUGUAGUAUCUAUCUCCUUGAAUCGCCUACUCGUCGAGCUAAUGCUGAUAAGAGCAUGGAGGAGGAUCUGGCUAUUAGGCAUUGGUCAGCCACUGUGGACAAAAAGACUUGGCAGCCCCAAUGGCAUGUCCCCUCACAAGAAGACAUCGACAAAGCUGCAGAACUUUUCCGCGAUUUCGUUAUGCCGCAGCUACAGGCACUGGCAUCACCACAGGGCAUGGAAAAGAAAGAGAUGAUGCAUCACAUUCUACUCGUUCGAAAUGCAGUACUUGGAGCUUCAGCUUCGCUACCAUUUUUCGAAGGUCCAAACUAUUGCCUUGAGGAUUCGCCGUCACUUGCAGCGAUAGAUCAUCCUGUAGCCAGACCCGUAAAUGCUCCCGUACUUACCUUGGAUGGCAAGAAUGUUCGUGAUAUCGUACUGGAGAACAUGAAAACAUUGUUGGAUUAUCUCUUUGAGCAUUGCGAAGAUGAUGUGAAGUCAAUUCAGCAAGUUGUUGUGUUGCUGAAUACUUUGGCGUCUUGCCGGGGAUUGAACUCGGAGUUGUUUGUAACAUCGGUGCUAAGCUACCGUACCACGAAAGCAAUCCUCAGCGACCAGCUUGCGGGAAAUCGAGGCAAUAUCGAAAUGUUAUCAGAAGAGUACACUUUGCUCAUGCAUAAGAAACGAAAUGUUACUCAAAGUGGCUAUCAGCUGAAGUCUCAACAUCUAGAGAUCUUACGCAUGUUGGUCAGGAUAGGAACUAGCACUUACAGUCAGAAUCGCAUCAAAGCACAAUUAGUGCUAGUGAAUCUGCUCAAAGACUAUCCAUUUGCAUACAAGAGCAUCCUCGGUGAAUUAGUGAAAUUCCUUGACCCCAAGAGUGACUCGACGCAUGAACAAGUCAAGGGAGCUCUUCACAUGCUCACCGAUCAUAAACGUGAUGCGCUAAUGCUGAGAGCAGGUGACGGAUUCGAAGUGCAGCUUCAAGCUAUGCCAGCCAUUGUGGCUACCCAACACAGCGAAAAGCCAUCGAUUAUCGAUUUACUUGAACAAGCACAGAAUUCGAUUGUGGAGCUGUAUGAAAGCUAUAAGAUAGAAUAUGAAAUUCCUGAAGAAAUGCGGUCUAUAGCUGCAUCGAUUCUUGAAGUGAAGGAAGCUUGCCCACUGAACGCAAGCAAGGGAAUGCCACCAGAAAAACUGAUCAAAGCUAACGAAGAUAAUCUGGUGCGAUUGAAGCAGAAAUUCACUCAGCAGUAUUAUGAACUUGCUGACAGGCUCCUUUCGCUGGCUCAAGACCCAGAACUUCAUUGGCGACAUGUCGAUAUGGCUCAGGCAUUCUUGUCUUUAUUAGUGCGAAGGGAUAUAGCUUAUCCGGAACCGGUGCUGAAGAUGUGGGUAAAGCUUUUGGUACACGAUACGGUAAAAGCCCGAAGGAUGGCAACGGCAGUAGUAGCUAGUUGGUUGAAACUGAACAAACCAAAAGCUGUUAAGAGGGAAUGGGUUAUCACUUACAAGGAGCCAAAUACAUCUGUUGGUGCACGAUGGCCUAUUCGCUACGGUAUUCGAGAUGACAAUCGUUGUAUGAUGUACGAGGAAGAGAAACUCCCAAAGACGGAGAAAGAAUGGGACAAUUUCCAGUUCUGUGGCAAACAACAUUGGGGAUUUUAUACAUGGCCAGAGAAACUGAUAACAUAUGCACCUCUGUGUGAACAAAAAGCAAUCGACAGAACAGAAGAAGAUCUUUCGGAGACUGAGCAUUUCAUUGUUGAUACAUUCCGUGAUCCUGAAUUUGCUACCAAGUUACGCACGUUAUUCGCUGUUGAAGAGACAAAGGAAGACACAUUUGAUGCUGUAAAGUUCUCACUAUUCCAGGGACUAUUUCGAUGCUUCAAUGACGUACUAUGUACUACCUUCAAGGAACAUUUGGAAAUCUUGAUUGUGAGCUCGAAGGCAAGUGACCAAAAAUUGGCCUCAGAAAUAGUAGCAGGGCUCAUCAACGGUUCAAAACUCUGGAAAUGGAGCCGCCAAAGUCGAAUGUGGUCAUGGCUGUCACCAUUGUUGACGAGAGCUCUGGAAAAUAUGAAGGAGGAAGCCAUGAGGAAUUGGGGAGUAUGCAUAGCAACUGUGUGCGGUUGUUCUGAAUCAAGGAUGUUGAAACCGUUGAUUGACAUAUUGUUUGCUCUCGUAAAUAGACCAACAGAAAGUGCCUUUUCCGCCCAGUCACGACUUUUCCUGCUGCAAGGCGGCCUAUGUCAGUUUGAAUGGCGUACCAUCGAACUUUGGAACAAAGUGGUGGACCAUCUAUCAAAAAGUGCUGUUGUCCAACAGUAUGCCAAUCUUCGGGAUCGAAUGGCGAUCUCCCUCGUGACAGCUUCGUGGUUUGACAUACCGACAAUUUACUACAGCCCAGAUAUUCCGGAAUCACUGCAUGGACCAACUAUAGCGCACUGCAUUGGUCUUUACGAUCAGCAUAUGGGUGCCUGUUGGGAAGAAACUCGAGUGAAGGAGCUGGCCUGUUCUGAGUCGAUUGAACCUCAAGAUCUGAAUGGCAACGGCGAUAGUGAAGUGAAACGCAUGGCCAGACUUGCAUUGAAAGGUGCACUGGCAUAUACCCUUCACGUCGCUGGACAGUCUCUAACAGCAAUACCACCUUCCAUACUUCGUUUGCUACCAGUCUUUUGUCAUUACAGUAACGAUGUUGGUGACGAAGAGUUGUACAAGCAGUGUUUCUCCUUAAUGUCACGAUUACUGCAAGCUACUUAUAUACCCGAAGCGAAUCUACCAUGUAUCAUGCAAGUGUUCCGACAGAUGCUGCAGUCGCCAUGUUGGUGGAAAUCGAAAGUCACAAUGCUGUGGCUCAUGAAAGUCAUGGUGUUCUCGAAUUUGUAUGUGUUCGCCACUGUACGUGAAGAAAUUGGCCAACUUUUGAUGGGCAGUUUGAGCGAUUGCCAGUUGGAGGUCCGACAAACUGCGGCUGACACUCUCUCCGGUUUGAUACAGAGCUCGUUCUUCACCGUUACGCCGGAAUUAUUGGAUGCAUUCAAUGAUCGUGCAAAUUCAAAAGAUCCGAUUAUCCGACAUGGAGGGGUUUUGAGUCUAUCAGCGAUAGUUCUCGCCGCGCCAUAUUCGGUUCCAUCCUAUCUUCCAGAUGUUCUGAUGAGAUUAUGCCGAUUUGCUUCGGAAAAGCAGCCUAUUCGGGAUACUGUAAAGAAAACUUUAUCCGAAUUCAAACGUACUCAUCAAGAUUCUUGGCGCGAGCAUGAAUCUCAGUUCAACGAAGACCAACUAUGUGUGCUGCGAGAUCUAUUCGUUUCACCGAACUAUUACGUGUGAUGUGUGGUUGUCGACAAAUGUUCUAUGUUGUCAUUUUCCUUGCAAGUUUUCCAACUCGCUCAUGAUGUCGUCGGGAUGACUUGUUCGUACUCGGGUUUGCGCUGUGUGUAGAAGCUCCACAAUGUAUAUUUUUUGAUUGUUGUACCUUUGGUAGUCUAAACCGAUUCGCUAGCAAACUAGUUUUUUCUCGCAAUAGUAUAUCUCUCAUUGAAACAUUUUACUCCACAAAUUUUAUUUGGUUGUAUCUCUGUCAUAGAGAAUGGGUUGAUAGAGACUAUAUGUUGAGUACUUGUGCUGUCUACUGGGAUGACUUUUAUGAUUUUUACUGCAAUGUAUCUAAUAAACUGCGACUGAAUCAUAGCAUGUGCUCUCUGCGCUUUCAUAAUGGUUGUAGCUGCAUUUCUCGGCGUUAUCGAAACGUUACUGUCUGGUAAACAAUCCUUCUGUUUUCCAUCGAAUUUUGGGGUUCGUUGGAUGAUGAGCGGCGAUGAGUAUUCGAGAAUUCAUAAUUUUUUAGUCAUUCAUGUACUCUCUAUUCAAGAAUGUUUACGCCUCAGUAUCCUGAUUAGUGUGGUCUUUGUUUACCUGUAACUACUUAGUAAUAAUAACCACAACUCUUUAUCUGAGUGAUUUAUUGAAUUCCUUCCCACUCGCAGCGUUCAUUGUUUCCUUCACUUGAGAUCUAUAUUAGAGUAUUUCUAUCUUCAUGAAACUGAUUGCAAUAAUAAAGAGUUUUGAAUACCUGCUA